Molecule: messenger RNA, 637 nt
Organism: Fukomys damarensis (Damara mole-rat)
Lineage: Eukaryota; Metazoa; Chordata; Mammalia; Rodentia; Bathyergidae
Gene: Ocel1
Product: occludin/ELL domain containing 1
Exons: 5
Biological process (GO): bicellular tight junction assembly
Cellular component (GO): cytoplasmic vesicle; apical plasma membrane; bicellular tight junction
Source: RefSeq, a predicted model, not a curated record
CGCGAGCGCCCUCAGGCCCGCCGCUCCCAGGGGAGCCCGCCCGUCCCCGGUCCCCCGACACUGGUGUCUCCAGGGCACAGGGCCGGCGCCCGACGCCCUCCGUGCCAGCCCCCGCCCCCGCCCGCACCCCACCAGGCUCGGCCUAGGAAGAUUGUAUUUGAGGAUGAGCUACCCGCCCUGGCCCUCCUGGGUGCCAGGAAAUCUGAUGCAGCCGGGCCUGGGGAGCAGAAGCGCAGGCCUCGCCCUGUGCCCGACUACGAGCUUAAGUACCCACCGCUGAGUAGCCAGAGGGCUCGGAGCCGCUAUGUGGCUGUGUUCCAGGACCAGUAUGCAGAGCUCUGGAAGCUCCAGCGCGAGGUGGGCGCCACCCAGGCCAAGCUGCAGCAGCUGGAGUCCUUGCUGCGUUCCCUGCCUCCGCCCCGAGGCCAGGAGCAGGCCCAGGCAGCUGCCCGUGUCAGGCGUGAGCUGGAGAAGAAGCGCUCGGACCCGGGCUUCCUACACAAGCAGGCGCACUGUCACUACCUAAAGGGUAAACUGAGGCACCUCAAGACCCAAAUUCAGAAAUUUGAUGACCAUGCAGACAGCGAGGGCCCGGUGUACUUCUGAGCUUCCCUGACCUGGACACAGGAGGCUGUCA